AAUAAGUGCAUAAAAAUCAAAAAUUUAUCAUAAAAUCCAUAAAAACUACUUUCGUCUCAAAAACCCCUCCACGAAAUUCUCCGCCACAAGCCAAAUUGUUAUAUUUCGAUUGUGAAAUCAAAAAAAAAAAAGUUUACAGAAAAUUUAAGCCUAAUUAAAUAAACAUUAAGUUAGCGCAGCCAAGAGUUUUGCCAACGAGAAUUUGUCGCCAAAAUACCGCCAAAAUUCAGCAAAAUAUAAAUAUGUUGCACGAAGCGCUCAUGCUUGAGAUCUACCGGCAGGCGCUCAACGCUGGCGCCUUGCCGACAGCACGUCCACGUUCCACAGAGUCGGCCAACUCAAGCGAGCGUUGUCCCUCACACGAUUCCAACUCCUCGGAGAAUGGUCGCGAUAGCCGUGAAAAUGCCAGCGUUGCCGCUGCCAAUGCUGCCGCGGCUGCAGCAGCUGCUGCCAGCGCCGGUAUGUUACCCUUGCCACCCUCCAUGACUGCUACAUUCCCAGCUGUACCUCAGAAUCUGCCCGCACAGCCACCAUCAAUGGAGGCAUAUCUGCAAAUGGUUGCGGCUGCCGCACAGCAAUAUGGCUUUCCAUUGGGUGCCGCUGCGGGUCAUCGUUUUCAGCUGCCAUUACCAGCAGAUGCGCCAGCACCAUUCAAGCUGCCACCACAGGCAUCACCCACCGCUUCGAGCAACAAUUCAGAGGCUUUAGACUUUCGCACAAAUCUCUUUGGACGUGCCGCCUCUGCGGAUCCGCCACCAUCCGAGGAAGACGACGAGGAUGAGGAAGCCAACGAUGCUAAUAAUCCACUUGAUCUAUCGGUAGGUACGCGUAAGCGUUCGGCAGAUGGUGAUCAUGAACCCGACUCCACUAUCGGACAGAUACAAGUUAAGAAAAUUUUUAAAACCGAUAGUCCACCAUUGGUUGCGCCACCACCGACGGUGCCCGCAGCACCGCUAUUGCCCGCAGUCAAUCCAUAUUUGGCAGCGGUUGCUGCGGCAAACAUCUUUCGCACCGGACAGUUUCCGGAUUGGAAUGGCAAGAAUGAUUUAGUCGUGGAUCCCUUGGAGAAAAUGUCUGAUAUUGUAAAGGGACCGCGUAAGGAGAAGUCUUCGCGUUCGUCAUCGAGCACACCCACAACACCGGUUGCUGCCGUGCCCCCACCUACAUCUGCCGCUUCCGUUAACACACAAAAUUCCACAACACUGACCGCCUCUACAGAGGGCAUGUCCAAGGCGCGACACAAUAUCUGGCAAUCGCAUUGGCAGAAUAAGGGUGUGGCCAGUUCGGUCUUCCGUUGCGUUUGGUGCAAGCAGAGUUUCUCCACGCUGGAAGCGCUCACCACGCACAUGAAAGACAGCAAACACUGUGGCGUCAAUGUGCCACCUUUCGGCAAUUUACCCAACACCGAUCGUCACCAUCAGCCACCGCCACCACAGGCGAACAGCGGUCAGCAACACUCGCACAACCUACGUAAGCCACCAAAUAGUGGCGGCGGCUCUCAAUCCAACUCGUCUUCCACACCCUCCGCAGCGGCCAAAAAUGCGUUCCAAUAUCGUGGCGAUCCGCCAACACCGCUGCCGCGUAAAUUGGUUCGCGGUCAGAAUGUAUGGCUGGGUAAGGGUGUGGAGCAGGCCAUGCAGAUCUUGAAAUGUAUGCGUUGUGGCGAAAGUUUCCGUUCGCUGGGCGAGAUGACCAAGCACAUGCAAGAGACACAGCAUUACACGAACAUUUUGUCACAAGAACAAACGAUCUCAAUGAAGUCCUCCGGUGGCGGCGGCGAUUCAAAGGAUGGUCACAACAGUUUGAGCUCGGAGGAAAGUCGCACACUCAGCGCUGUGCUGACUUGCAAAGUAUGCGAUAAAGCGUUUAAUUCAUUAGGAGAUCUCAGCAAUCACAUGGCCAAAAAUAACCAUUAUGCCGAACCGUUGAUGCAGUCCAUGGCCGGCAGCGCUGGCAGUCGCAAGCGUCCGGCACCAAAAAAGCGCGAGAAGUCGCUACCCGUGCGUAAGUUGCUCGAAAUGAAGGGCGCACAAAAUGACGCAACCGAAAGCAUGGAGGCCAAGAUGCAGCGUACCUACGAGAAUGCCAAACGCAUGCCACUCGAGGGCACCGGCAUCGGGCCUGGCAAUGACAAAUCGGAUGCUGCGCUAUUUGCCGAACGCAUGCGUCAAUAUAUAACGGGCGUAAAGGUGACCGACGAUGAGGCUGCUAAGGCUGGCUUGAAUGUAAGCGGUUUAUUGAAUAAAACUAAGUCACCGGAUUUGGAACCGAAAAAUGGCGCUACAAAGUCGGCAGCCGGCUCUUCGUCAGUGCUGAGCGCCAUUGAACAGAUGUUCACGACCAGUUUUGAUACGCCACCGCGUCAUGCCAGCUUACCAGCCACAAGUCCAUCAAAUUCAUCGACUAAGAACACCUCACCCGUUGCCUCGAGCAUACUUAAGCGACUGGGUAUCGACGAGACUGUAGACUACAAUAAGCCAUUAAUCGAUACAUCAGAUCCAUACUAUCAGCAUUACCGUUAUACGAGCAGCGAACGCAGCGGCAGUGAGUGCAGCGCCGAAACGCAUGUUGAGGCAAGAAAGAUGGAUGUGUCCACACCAGAGAAGCCACAAUCCAACGAAAUGCUGAGCUGCAUGGAACCAAAAUCAGCUGAAAUCAAACGUGAGCACGAGUCACACAAACCAAAGUCCGAGCAUGGUGACGUCAUGAUGGAACAAGCACCACAAAUCAAAAUGGAGAUUAAGUCUGAGAUUGAGGAGGAAGAGCGUGGCAAUGAAAGCCCACAAAAUGGCAACGCCAACGACUCAACUAUGCAACAUGUCGCCAAUGGCGCUGAUUUUUCAAUUACCAACAACAACAAUAACAAUAAUAACAACAAAGAGCGUAGUGUUACACCCACCAAAUCGGUAGGUGCUAUUAGUCCCGUAAUGAAUAAGGCGCUCGCACCGCGCAGCCCCACCGAUAGUCAUCGUUCCAUUACACCAAAAUCGCCAGCAUCCAGUAUUAAAUCGUACGAUGGUGAGAAGAAAUAUCCGAGCGAUUCGUUGAAUGCACUCUCCUCCAUGUUCGACUCGCUUGGCAGUUCUAGUAAUACCACAACACCGAAUAGUCGCUCGCAGGCAUCGGCAAUGGCAGCGUCGUUAAGCAAUAAAAUCGAUUCACCGGAAAAUCUCACCACCUCAAAUUCGCUUGCUGCUUUACGUCAAUUUUGCAUAAAAAAAGAGAAAACCGCUUAA
Molecule: messenger RNA, 3236 nt
Organism: Bactrocera tryoni
Lineage: Eukaryota; Metazoa; Arthropoda; Insecta; Diptera; Tephritidae
Gene: tsh
Product: protein teashirt
Exons: 2
Coding region: 243-3236 (997 amino acids)
Biological process (GO): regulation of transcription by RNA polymerase II
Cellular component (GO): nucleus
Molecular function (GO): DNA-binding transcription factor activity, RNA polymerase II-specific; DNA binding
Source: RefSeq, a predicted model, not a curated record